AAUCCAGUGAAAUAUGGCGAAGACAGACUUUUUACCACUUCAAUGGCAAUUAAUGCGCUGAUUACGACUUGGACCUACUACAACGACAAAACUGGUCAUCUUCAUUGGGAUGAAAAUACCCCAUCUGAUGUCAAGAAGGUUGUAGCAGCUUCUGUUAACUUUCUGAAUACCUAUAUUCUCGGUGAGGAGUACAAACCUUGGAAUAUGUUCUUCUCUGGAUCUUUUAAAGGAUUUGGAACAUCUUGGUCUCAAUAUCCAGCGAAUCGUAACGAUCACGUCAACGGAACUAAAAUUCGAAUUCGUGGAAUGGAGGGCGUGGCCGACGAAUCCUGGUAUGACCAGCAGCUGAAGUCUCUUAAAACUCCUACUAUUUUCCAUGGUUACAACAGCGACCCCUCCUACUUCCCAUUCUGGUGUUCCGAAUCUUACACCUAUGUCACUAGUAUGCUGGCUCUCUCCACCUAUAACAAUAUCGCCGGAAAUAACCCGUGAAUUUCCACUCUGGAUAAAAAUGAUGGCAUUGGACAUGUCUGUCAUUUAAACAUUUUUACACUUAUAUCUGCUUGUUUACCAAAGUUUAUUUUCUUCGAUCUUGAAAAUAUUGAAAUAAAGAAAAAUA
This is a messenger RNA of Saccostrea cuccullata (small rock oyster), 619 nucleotides long. RefSeq lists its product as uncharacterized. Bases 43 to 492 code for a protein of 149 amino acids. The record is from RefSeq and is a predicted model, not a curated record. NCBI's taxonomy places the organism in Eukaryota, Metazoa, Mollusca, Bivalvia, Ostreida, Ostreidae. The transcript has 4 exons.